AUGUCUUCCGUUAUCAUCGGAGGUGUUAAUGUGGUUGCCACUGUUGUUUCCAUUUUCUCUGUGGACAAGUUUGGAAGAAGGAUAUUGUUCCUCGAAGGUGGUAUUCAAAUGCUUGUUUGUCGGCUUGUUGUUGGAACCAUGAUUGCUAUGAAGUUUGGAGUGAGCGGUGAAGGCUCAUUUACCAAUGGAGAAGCUAGUCUCCUCUUAUUCUUUAUAUGUGCAUAUGUUGCAGCAUAUGCAUGGUCUUGGGGUCCACUAGGGUGGUUGGUUCCAAGUGAAAUAUGUUCUCUUGAGGUUCGAUCGGCAGGUCAAAGCACCAAUGUUGCUGUAAACGUGUUGUUCACCUUUGUCAUUGCUCAAAUUUUCCUAACCAUGCUGUGUCACUUGAAGUUUGGCCUUUUCUUCUUCUUUGCUGGAUUUGUGCUUAUCAUGACCAUUUUUGUCGCCUUGUUCCUACCCGAGACAAGGAACGUCCGAAUUGAAGAAAUGAAUAGAAUGGCGGGUGGAGCUUUAGUUACUCUAGAAAACGGAAGACAAUAUGAGGGUAAGAUCACAACGUUUGUGUUGGUCACGUGUUUUGUAGCAGCCAUGGGUGGUUUACUCUUUGGUUAUGAUCUUGGGAUCACGGGAGGAGUGACUUCCAUGGAACCUUUCCUGAUAAAAUUCUUUCCUAGUGUUUAUAAACAAAUGCAAGACGAAUCUAACCACGAAAGCCAAUAUUGCAAAUUUGACAAUGAGCUCCUUACUUUGUUCACCUCUUCAUUAUAUCUUGCUGCAUUAGUAGCUUCUUUCUGUGCUUCCACCACCACAAGAAUGAUGGGACGCAAGACCUCAAUGUUUGUAGGUGGUUUGUUUUUCCUUGUUGGUGCUUUGUUGAAUGGUUUUGCCAUCAAUAUUGAGAUGCUUAUCAUAGGUCGUUUAUUGCUUGGUUUUAGUGUUGGAUAUUGUAAUCGGUCUCGUACUGUGUAUUUGUUCGAAAUGGCCCCAACAACGAUAAGAGGUGCACUCAACAUUGGAUUUCAAAUGAUGAUCACAAUUGGCAUAUUAAUUGCAAACCUUAUCAACUAUGGGACUGCAAAACUAGAAUAUGGUUGGAGAAUUUCUUUAGGUAUUGGUGCAGUCCCCGCAAUAAUGCUAUGUGUAGGAUCUCUUUUCUUAGGUGACACACCAAACUCUCUGGUUGAAAGAGGUAAAAUAGAAGCAGCUAAGAAAAUGUUGCAAAGGAUUCGUGGCGUUGAUAAUGUCGAUGAGGAGUUCCAAGAGCUUGUUGAUGCGACUAAAGCAGCCAAAGAUGUGGAACACCCAUGGAAGAACAUUAUACAACCAAAAUAUAGGCCUCAACUCACUUUUUGCUCUCUGAUUCCAUUCUUCCAACAAUUCACCGGUAUCAAUGUCAUAAUGUUUUAUGCACCCGUCCUCUUUAAAACUUUAGGCUUUGGAAGCGAUACUUCCCUUAUGUCUUCCGUUAUCACCGGAGGUGUUAAUGUGGUUGCCACUGUUGUUUCCAUUUUCUCUGUGGACAAGUUUGGAAGAAGGAUAUUGUUCCUCGAAGGUGGUAUUCAAAUGCUUGUUUGUCAGCUUGCUGUUGGAACCAUGAUUGCUAUGAAGUUUGGAGUGAGCGGUGAAGGCUCAUUUACCAAUGGAGAAGCUAGUCUCCUCUUAUUCUUUAUAUGUGCAUAUGUUGCAGCAUAUGCAUGGUCUUGGGGUCCACUAGGGUGGUUGGUUCCAAGUGAAAUAUGUUCUCUUGAGGUUCGAUCGGCAGGUCAAAGCACCAAUGUUGCUGUAAACAUGUUGUUCACCUUUGUCAUUGCUCAAAUUUUCCUAACCAUGCUGUGUCACUUGAAGUUUGGCCUUUUCUUCUUCUUUGCUGGAUUUGUGCUUAUCAUGACCAUUUUUGUCGCCUUGUUCCUACCCGAGACAAGGAACGUCCGAAUUGAAGAAAUGAAUAGAAUGGCGGGUGGAGCUUUAGUUACUCUAGAAAACGGAAGACAAUAUGAGGGUAAGAUCACAACGUUUGUGUUGGUCACGUGUUUUGUAGCAGCCAUGGGUGGUUUACUCUUUGGUUAUGAUCUUGGGAUCACGGGAGGAGUGACUUCCAUGGAACCUUUCCUAAUAAAAUUCUUUCCUAGUGUUUAUAAACAAAUGCAAGACGAAUCUAACCACGAAAGCCAAUAUUGCAAAUUUGACAAUGAGCUCCUUACUUUGUUCACCUCUUCAUUAUAUCUUGCUCGCAUUAGUAGCUUCUUUCUGUGCUUCCACCACCACAAGAAUGAUGGGACGCAAGACCUCAAUGUUUGUCGUUUAUUGCUUGGUUUUGGUGUUGGAUAUUGUAAUCAGUCUGUACCUGUGUAUUUGUCUGAAAUGGCCCCAACAACGAUAAGAGGUGCACUCAACAUUGGUUUUCAAAUGAUGAUCACAAUUGGCAUAUUAAUUGCAAACCUUAUCAACUAUGGGACUGCAAAACUAGAAUAUGGUUGGAGAAUUUCUUUAGGUAUUGGUGCAGUCCCCGCAAUAAUGCUAUGUGUAGGAUCUCUUUUCUUAGGUGACACACCAAACUCUCUGGUUGAAAGAGGUAAAAUAGAAGCAGCUAAGAAAAUGUUGCAAAGGAUUCGUGGCGUUGAUAAUGUCGAUGAGGAGUUCCAAGAGCUCGUUGAUGCGACUAAAGCGACCAAAGAUGUGGAACACCCAUGGAAGAACAUUAUACAACCAAAAUAUAGGCCUCAACUCACUUUUUGCUCUCUCGAUUCCAUUCUUCCAACAAUUCACCGGUAUCAAUGUGUUAAUGUGGUUGCCACUGUUGUUUCCAUUUUCUCUGUGGACAAGUUUGGAAGAAGGAUAUUGUUCCUCGAAGGUGGUAUUCAAAUGCUUGUUUGUCAGCUUGCUGUUGGAACCAUGAUUGCUAUGAAGUUUGGAGUGAGCGGUGAAGGCUCAUUUACCAAUGGAGAAGCUAGUCUCCUCUUAUUCUUUAUAUGUGCAUAUGUUGCAGCAUAUGCAUGGUCUUGGGGUCCACUAGGGUGGUUGGUUCCAAGUGAAAUAUGUUCUCUUGAGGUUCGAUCGGCAGGUCAAAGCACCAAUGUUGCUGUAAACAUGUUGUUCACCUUUGUCAUUGCUCAAAUUUUCCUAACCAUGCUGUGUCACUUGAAGUUUGGCCUUUUCUUCUUCUUUGCUGGAUUUGUGCUUAUCAUGACCAUUUUUGUCGCCUUGUUCCUACCCGAGACAAGGAACGUCCGAAUUGAAGAAAUGAAUAGAAUUUUGUUCUUUAUCAUCGCUUUUGGUUAA
Messenger RNA from Sphenostylis stenocarpa, 3279 nucleotides. The record is from the annotation of a GenBank genome assembly. NCBI's taxonomy places the organism in Eukaryota, Viridiplantae, Streptophyta, Magnoliopsida, Fabales, Fabaceae.